AUUACUACCAGAUGAAAUAACUUCAGUCCAGUUAAUAUAGCUUGCUUGUAAGUAGUAUGUAUUUUUAUCUGGGUAAAAACUGCGGACAGUUAUAUGUUGACUGAGACGACACUACCCUUAGACGAAGUGUGUGCGUUGAAAGCCACCCUAUUCGUGGUUUAUCAACCAGACAGAUGCAAGAACCAUGAAAGCUGAUGAAUUAAAGACAGCUAAUGGCUACCAAGUCAUUAAAACCAAAACAAUAAAUUUUCCACCAGAUAUUAUUGUUUUAAAACACAGUACAAAAUCUUCAGAUCAAGCAACUCAACCACCGGCGGUAUAUUCACUUCGCUUGCUUACGUCAACGAACACCGAACCACGACCCGUUAAAAAGCUUACAGAUGAAAAUAGAGUUCUUCCCCCAGUGGAGUUAACUAUUAACAAGAAAAUUAAAUACGCAAACGAUAAGGUGAGCACACCACACGUUUAGCCUACGAUAAAAAGUUAAUAAAACUGUAGAUAUUCAACUAACACAAGUCCACAACUUUAUUAUAUCCUAAUAAACCCCAAAACGACUUAGAGACACGCUAUUAAUUACGAAGCGGUAAACCAACUGACGUCAUCAGAUAGUGAGGUCAUAGAAAAGCUACGUCAUCAGCUCCGCACUCAACCACACGAAGGAACAACCAGCGUGCUGGAGGCGAUUGGUGACCCACAAGUAAAGAUAGAAUGUUAUGAGUGAAUCCUACAUUUUACGUUAAUUCAAUUCCAACAGGUGAGAGAAAAGCGUUUGUAUUACGAACCAUUAAAAAGCUUCAUCGUCAAUAAUGAAAAAACAAAACAUGGAAAACCAGGUCUUCCUGUAAGUUUACAUUAUGAUUCCAGUCGAGGAUGGAAGUCGAGAAUCGGAAGGUAUUGUUCUACCAUUUACACUUUCCCGACACCAAACGUCCACUAUUCGUAACAUGGGUAGAAAGCGAGGUGGAACAACACAAGCUUUUUCAUUCCUUCCGAGCGUUGUUGGAAACUCAAUAGGUCGGAAAUCGGAUGCAUUUAACUCAGAUAUGCGUGAUUUUUACCAGUCAGAGUUAAACCGUGCCAGAGACAAAGGUUACGGGAUGGGACAAGCUAAGUCAACACUGCCAUUGCACAGGAAAACGGCCUUAAACCUUCCUGCCCUGCCACGUGUUAAAAGAAUGGAAGGUCCAAAACCGACAGAAGACAAAGCGGAAACUCAACAAAGGCGAACAGCAGCGACCGUGCAAUUUCCUGCAAGGCGGAGUGAUAACCGUCAGAUUGAGAUAACCAAUGGGUUUCCACGACGUGCAACAACUACAGCUAAUGGCAAGUCACACUUAAUAGGUCCAAUGAACAAGAUGGACAUGAUUGCUGGUUACAGCAGGGCGAUGCAGGGUGGCAUGAUGACGUACGAUGAAUAUAUUCGUAAACUUUCGGUACUUUCUCUCCACAAAGUGACGACAACAAACGGUACAAACCGUCACUUUCAAAUCGUAAGAGACAGAGACCAUCGCAUGCAACCACGAUUGGCACACGUUGACGUCACAGCAACACCAUAUACGCUCCCACAUUCAAAACAAAACUCUCCAAAUAAAACAGUUCCAAAGGUUGAACGACCUAUUGAAAAAGAACUUGAGCGAGAACAAGUAGAAAGUAGAGUUUACAGCGAAAUGAUAAGCAACCAGCACACGAACCCAUCUAUCAAAGCACCACGCCUGCACAAAGUUGACAUCGGUGAAGGGUUAUCUUUUAACGAGGCAACAAUAGAACCUGAUGUCACUGAUGAUGUCAUAACCACAGAUUUAACGCGAUACAGUCACGUGCAUCACCCAAAGCAGACAAAACCAGUUCACUUUCACUGGAACCACGAGGUUACAUCCACUGAUGACGUAACAAAUAAGAAACCCACAGCCCAAGCAUUACUUCAAAGAAAGCUAGGACAUAACGAUCGAAUCCAACAUCAGCAGCAGACGGGCACUAAUGUGAAACCGAUCUUAAACGUUCCGCUUUCAAAUACCUUUCAAAGAACUCAAGGACGAGUGACGCACGAGCAAAGCGUAAGUGAUCAUCGCAAUCAAACGUGGCACACCAAGAGCAGACCUUACUUUAAUAACGAAGGUGAUUUAUUAGAUCUCGGUGAAGUCGGCCAAGAUGGAAAUAAAAUCAGCACGAUAAUGCAAAUGCCGGACGUGGGUAAACUACCUCAGCUAAGUCUGGAGGCGUAUGGUGCAGCAUCGGUUGGUCUGGCUCCCGAUGACGUACUCAAGACGAUCAAUAACCGAGGAAGUUCAUCACGUGACAAUCGGUAUGCUGGCGAUGACACGGCAGGAGAAAGUGACGCAGAGUCAGUGAUGCAACAACAUAUCGAAAAUGUUCUAAAAACAAUCAAACGAGCAAAGUCACGAAAGAAAACCAAGGUGCCGGAAUUAAAGGGACUUACCCCAACUGUUACCCCACAAUAUCGUGCCGCCGAGACAAUUUUGUUUGAAAAUAACAAAAAUCAAAGUGAACAUGAAUGGGUUGAAACCUCACCGCACAAUAUUAGUCUUCUGUCGAUAAAACAAAGUCUACCUGAAAACACACCCCCUCCCACAACAAACAAUAAAGCACGACAAAUACAAUCGCAACCCGAUGAAAGUAAGCGAAUAACACCCGUGAAUAUAUCCGCUGACUUCAACGAAAACACCGGAAGGGGAAGUCCCUAUAAAAUGCGAAUCCAGCCGCCAGAAAAUGUGAAAGUGGUGACAGACAAGUCCAAUUCUCAGCUUAGCGUAAACACGUCAUCGAAACGUAACAAUAUAAUCAGCAACCCACAACCGGAUGCUGAAAAAGUAACUGCGAAUUCCUCAUGUGUAGAUUUGGAUGGUGGUAGCAAAGAUUACAACACUCCACUCACUAGGUUGGAGGUUGUUAUCCCAUCAACACCAUCCGCUCCACCAGGAUCCAUCGCAUCCACAGAUUAUAUCACAACAGAUGCCGAAGACGAACCUACGUAGUAAUAAAUCAAAUAUAUAAAACUAUGUAUAAA
Molecule: messenger RNA, 3025 nt
Organism: Ciona intestinalis (vase tunicate)
Lineage: Eukaryota; Metazoa; Chordata; Ascidiacea; Phlebobranchia; Cionidae
Source: RefSeq, a predicted model, not a curated record